AUGACUGAGUUUUCUUUGGCUGUUACCAAGAAGAAAACCCAGUUUUCAAGCCUUUUGCUUUCUAACUUCAUGCUCUUUUGCUCCUACAUUCUUUCUAAUCCACUUUAUUUGUCUUACUUCAUCUUCUUCUCUCCUUAUCGCUUCAAGAUUUUCUCUUUCCUUUCGUCGCUCUUUGCCACCACUUCCCUUUUAGUUCUUGCAUUAUUUACGGUAUUAAGUUCCCAAGUAGUCGACGAUGAAAGUGAUGGCUUACCAUGCUUGGAAGAGCUUGAAGCGUAUAAGAUCAUGUUUGAAGCUUCAACCAUUGAAGAAAUUAGAGAAAACCCAGAUGAAGUUUUGGAGACGGAAGCCAUUGUUGAUUGCUUACUAGUUGUUGAUGAACUUGACGACGACGCUUCAGUUCAUAACCCUGAAACAUUGACGAGUGGCACUUCCGAUGAAGAAUCAGUGGAGAUUUCACGUCCGAAAACUGUUCAGGUAAAUGCUGUAGUGAAGAUCUUUGGAGAUUUUUUGAAAGAAAAAGAUGGGUUUGAAAACUUAUCGCCUAAAGAGGGAGAAAAAGAUGAGGAAUCCGAGGCAAUGGGGAGUAAAGUAAGUGAUCCAGAGGCUACAGUGGGAACUAAAAAUGGCGUGGAGCUUGAAGUCAAAACAAUGGUGAAUUCCCAAAGCAUUAACAACGAAACAUCGGGGUUGAGUUAUUUGAGGUCAACGAGGAAAGAAAAGGAGUGGAAGAGGACAUUGGCAUGCAAGAUUUUCGAGGAGAGACACAAGGUGACGGCGUCGGAUGAAGGUGAUGAAGGGAUGGAUUUAUUAUGGGAAGCAUAUGAAAGAAGUGAUUUCAAUAAGUCGAAUCUGAAAAGUGUUUGA
This is a messenger RNA of Hibiscus syriacus, 867 nucleotides long. RefSeq lists its product as uncharacterized. Lineage: Eukaryota; Viridiplantae; Streptophyta; Magnoliopsida; Malvales; Malvaceae. The record is from RefSeq and is a predicted model, not a curated record. Bases 1 to 867 code for a protein of 288 amino acids. The transcript has a single exon.